GCCUGAUUGCCUCGGCACAUCCCAGAGCAGCAGGAAGCCUGUCCCUGCCAAAUCCGAGCCCUCCGUGACGUCGCUCAUGUGCGGGACCCUCCUCGAGCUUUUCCCCCCAGGUCCCCCUGAGCACCAAACGCUGCCGGCUCCACCAUGUGCGACGAGGAAACCACCGCCCUGGUGUGCGACAACGGCUCCGGCCUCUGCAAGGCCGGCUUUGCCGGCGACGAUGCCCCUCGUGCCGUCUUCCCCUCCAUCGUGGGGCGGCCCCGGCACCAGGGUGUCAUGGUGGGCAUGGGGCAGAAGGACAGCUACGUGGGCGAUGAGGCGCAGAGCAAGAGGGGGAUCCUCACGCUCAAGUACCCCAUCGAGCACGGCAUCAUCACCAACUGGGACGACAUGGAGAAGAUCUGGCACCACUCCUUCUACAACGAGCUGCGCGUGGCCCCCGAGGAGCACCCGACCCUGCUCACCGAGGCACCCCUCAACCCCAAGGCCAACCGGGAGAAGAUGACCCAGAUCAUGUUUGAAACCUUCAACGUCCCCGCCAUGUACGUCGCCAUCCAAGCCGUGCUCUCCCUCUACGCCUCCGGCCGCACCACUGGCAUCGUCCUGGACUCCGGGGACGGCGUCACCCACAACGUGCCCAUCUACGAGGGCUACGCCCUGCCCCACGCCAUCAUGCGUCUCGACCUGGCCGGCCGCGACCUCACCGACUACCUCAUGAAGAUCCUCACCGAGAGGGGCUACUCCUUCGUCACCACCGCCGAGCGGGAAAUCGUGCGCGACAUCAAGGAGAAGCUCUGCUACGUGGCGCUGGACUUCGAGAACGAGAUGGCCACGGCCGCCUCCUCCUCCUCGCUGGAGAAGAGCUACGAGCUCCCCGACGGGCAGGUCAUCACCAUCGGCAACGAGCGCUUCCGCUGCCCCGAGACCCUGUUCCAGCCUUCCUUCAUCGGCAUGGAAUCCGCCGGGAUCCACGAGACGACCUACAACUCCAUCAUGAAGUGCGACAUCGACAUCCGCAAGGACCUCUACGCCAACAACGUCCUGUCGGGCGGCACCACCAUGUACCCCGGCAUCGCCGACCGCAUGCAGAAGGAGAUCACCGCGCUGGCUCCCAGCACCAUGAAGAUCAAAAUCAUCGCCCCGCCGGAGCGGAAGUACUCGGUGUGGAUCGGCGGCUCCAUCCUGGCGUCCCUCUCCACCUUCCAGCAGAUGUGGAUCAGCAAACCCGAGUACGACGAGGCCGGACCUUCCAUCGUCCACCGAAAAUGCUUCUAAGCCCCUUCCCCGCCCCGCGGGGGCCCCCCGUGCCCAGGCCGGGGCGCCCCGCUCCCCCUCGGACCCCGCUGCUCCUCCCCACCGCCCGCUGCGCAUUAAAAGCCUUUUCUCCA
Molecule: messenger RNA, 1388 nt
Organism: Hirundo rustica (Barn swallow)
Lineage: Eukaryota; Metazoa; Chordata; Aves; Passeriformes; Hirundinidae
Gene: ACTG2
Product: actin gamma 2, smooth muscle
Exons: 9
Coding region: 145-1275 (376 amino acids)
Biological process (GO): vascular associated smooth muscle contraction
Cellular component (GO): cytoplasm
Source: RefSeq, a predicted model, not a curated record